CGAGACUAGACCUACAAAUGUUUAUUUCCUGUUGUGUUUUGUUGGGAAUGUUUAUGGUUUUACUUUCAAAAGUAAUAAUUUGUCAAGUCUAGAGUUACAAUAAUCAAUCAAUGUAACAACCAUGUUGACAAGAAAUGCUAAGCGUCUGUGGUCCUUGUCAGCUGUCAAAAUUAUCAAGACCUAUGAGUGUGAUGUGUGCCAAAAGCACACACAGAGAAUCACAACUCUGAGCUUAGCGAGUGCUGCCAUGCGGGAUCUGGCUGGUUGUAAGGAAUGGGAACAUUUUCAAUGUAAGAGAUGCCAAAGAUCCUUUAGUCAAAAACCCAGUCUUCAUGUUCAUAGGAGAAAACAUUCAAAAUCGAAACCCUACAUAUGCACCCAGUGUAAUAAAAGAUUUAUCACACGGUCCGGCUUAGAAUUGCAUAGAAAUGCAUCUCACCAAGUGUGCGCUAGUAAAAAGAAAAUUGAAAAACAAAAUAUGGAUGACAGUGGACUAAAUGAUGUUAAGGCCUUUCCAGCUUCUACAUGUUUGAAACAGUUGAUAAAAAUGGCAAUAUCUCAACAAGAGACUGGUAGCAUCAAACAGGAAUUGUCCGUACCAAAGAUUCCAAGUAGACAUUCAAAAAUAAAAGACUCUAAUUCACCUAAAUCCAAAGGAACAUAUAGUCUUCUGAACGCUACCAGUCUCCUACCAAUUAAAGGCAGUCUUGUUCUGGCUAGUGCACCCGGAAAUCCAGGUGUACAGGAUGAAGAUGUAAAGGGUACUAUGGUUGAUAAUUGUACAUCUCCGAAGAAAGUUAUUAAUUAUUUAGUCAACGUAGACAUGGAUGGCAAGUCAAGACCUAUUCUGGUCACAUCAGGAAGCAGUGGUAAAGAAAGCAUUACAGGAUCAUCCGGUUUACCUUGUGAUGUGAAGUCUGACAUCACAUCCCUUACCUUCGACUGUGUAGACUGUUCAGAAUCAUUUGACAGCUUCAAACUGUUAUGCAAUCAUAGGAAGAUGCAUACAAAGAAGCGCCCAAUCAGGGCUGUUUGUCCAUGGGCUCACUGUGGCAAGAAACUGACGAGUCAGACCAGACUUAACUCGCAUCUGAAAAGGCACAAUGGAGAAACAUUUUACCUCUGUGACAGGUGUGGCAAGAACUUCACCGACUGUGUCUUUUAUCAUAAACACAAGGGUGUGUGUCUGCAGCGAUUUAAAACUUACGAUUGCACUCGGUGUGGAAAGGCGUUGAGUGGAUAUUCUGCAUUACAGAAGCACACGCUGAUGCACAAGGGAGAAAAACCAUCCCAGUGUGAGAUCUGUGGUGCGCGAUUUAACAAUAAUUCACAUCUGACGCGCCAUAAGCGUAUUCACAUCAGAAAAGGAGAAAUGUCAGCCCCUGAAGCUGAUUCUAAGACAUCAACCAUGACAAUGCAGUCCGUAUCAGACAUGCAGAAUGACGUGCUACUCGAAGAUUACACCGAUUAUACAACACCUGUUCAAAUUGGGAAUGAAGAGGUGGUGGCAUACUGUAUAGAGGAGCAAAAGAAACGCGUGGCAUUUGAACAGCAGGCUGAAGUGUUGCGUGCAACAGCAAAUGUGUCUAAGGAAAUGCAGUAGGCAUGUUCAGUAAUUAGAAAUCUGGUGUAACAGUAGUUCUUACUUGUCAUAUUAAACAGUUUGCAUGGUGACUAAUAGGUUGAAUUCAAGGCAGAAAUUGAAAAUUGUCCCUUUUGGUUUUUUCAGAUUUGUGUAUUUAGAAAUUGGUGCAUUUUUAUAUCAUGCAAAUAAUUGAAGAGAGAAUACACAUGGGACCCACAGUUCAGAUAUUUUUACUGAACGCGGACGGAAUAAAACAACUUAUAAAAUGUAAUAUUGUCAGCUUGUAGAGGUUUUGCAGAUAAAUUGUUUCCACCGCUCUAACCCAGAUGAUAUCGUCCACCAGUUCCUUCGCCAGUGGUAUCAUCCCAGCUUCCAACUGAGGAAAUGUACUUCGUAUUUGUUCUCUUCUCUUGGCAGUGCUCAGUAUAGUGUAGUGUAGUAUACUAUAGUCUAUAUAUAGUGUAGUGUAGUGUAGUGUAGUGCUGUUUUGUAUUCUUUUGUUUGUUUUAUACAGCCCUCUGAAAAUUGCGAGAACGAUAAUUACCUUUCACUGAAGCAAAUUUAAUGUUGCGUAACCUAUUUUUAACAGGUUAAUUAUGAAAAAAUAAAAUAGUUCAUGGGCCUAAAGACAGUUUACUUACUAAAGAAUAUUUUGGGGAGGACAUUGUACAAAACACAUGUUGUCUAUUUGUAUAUCUAUAUAUUAACUGAAGUGGGUUUCCUAUCUUUGUUGACCAUGUUGCAAGGAAUCCUAUGUUGGAUAACAAGUAGAUGUGGUUUAAGAUACAGUCAGUUGACAUUAACACGCCCAUAGACUGGGGAGUCCAGGAUAUAUCCCCCUUCCCACUUUAUGACUACAGAAUUUACUCACAUGUAUAUCAUCUUACUGUUAUUAACCGAAAUAAUAUUUAAACCGGCUACACUUGUCCAAUAGGGGCAAGGGAUCUUGUAUAUGCAUUUUCCCACGGAUAGUACAGUACACACCACGACCUUUGAUACACGUCUCGUUAUGGGGAAACUGCAUAUAAAAGAUUCCUUGCUACUAAUAGAAGAAUGUAGCUGGUUCUGAAGACUGCGUGUCACAAUGACCAAAUGUUUCACACAUUAGUCAAUUAAUCUGUAUGAUCUAUAGUAUUGGUGUCGUUAAGCAAAACAAACCAUAUAGUGACAAAUUGUGAUCCAUUGUUUCCCCUACCAUAUCAGGCACGUGAAUUUUAGCGUGGACUCUUUUUAGACUAUGGCGAGCGAAGUUUAUGAGUGGGGUGGGGGUGGUCGUGUUAUUUUUUCCUUAAAAAAAAAAUAUAUAUAUAUAUUGAAAAGAAGAAAAAAAAUUCGACUCCCAAAACCAUCUCCCUGCAUAUUUUAAGAAAUCACAUUUGAGGUCAUAAAUUUCGUAGUUAUAAUGCCCCUGAACUCACUUGAUGGGUUAUCCGCGCGCGCAGUGCAAAGUACGCUUCGUUAUUGUUCCUAAGGAUUGGAAAUUUGGUUAAGCAGUUGUUCCAUUGUUCUUUAACUUUUCAUUUACAAACUACAUCAUAGUUCCAUGAAAUAGUUGUUUCGAAUGUUGGUCUAGAAUAAACUUAAACUGACAGGUACAUGUACGUUUCCAAUUAUAUUUGUAGUGUUUCAAAGAUCCAGGAACAAUACUGUGCAAGAAACAAUAUACUCACCUUGCAUGUGGUUUGUUUUGUUUUGUUUUCUUUCUUGGAUUUAUUUUAAACCCUUUUCACAUUUACAAAUAAUAAACUUGCUAAUAACAUUCAUGAAAAA
Molecule: messenger RNA, 3355 nt
Organism: Gigantopelta aegis
Lineage: Eukaryota; Metazoa; Mollusca; Gastropoda; Neomphalida; Peltospiridae
Product: zinc finger protein 429-like
Exons: 2
Coding region: 122-1603 (493 amino acids)
Biological process (GO): regulation of transcription by RNA polymerase II
Cellular component (GO): nucleus
Molecular function (GO): RNA polymerase II transcription regulatory region sequence-specific DNA binding; DNA-binding transcription factor activity, RNA polymerase II-specific
Source: RefSeq, a predicted model, not a curated record